AUCCAUCCAUCCAUCCAUCCAUCCAUCCAUCCAUCCAUCCAUCCAUCCAUGUCCCCACCAGGUGUAUCACCAUCACAUCACAGAAAGACGUCCAACCCAGUGAAACACGAAAGCAAAAGACCAACAAGAGACUACAGUAGAAAAGUACAGUAGCACAGCUAAUGAGCUGUCCCUCGCUGUCACUGACCGCAGUCGCGGACAAAGUGCAGUGGAUUAUGCCACCAUAGACGUGGACGCUUCCCAUCUACGCAGCCCAAGUUUUAGCGGAUUUGCCUCAAAGAGCAGCGCCUCAGCUGGAAUGACCCCAGAGCAACAGGCAGAGUUCAAGAAACAGACGCUGUUGGUCAACACGCUACAGCAGAAGGUCAAGGACCUGGAGGCCAAACUGUCGGAAGCGAAUAAUGCCAUAGGAGCCGGGGAAGAAAGAACGAACGAACUGGCGGAAAAGGAAGAGGAGCUAGGCAAGGACAUCUACGCCAACAUCGACCACAUCAACAACUCUCUGAGCGAGAAGAUCGCCAAACAGCGAGUGGAGGUGCAGAAACUGGCCGGGGACCAGCCCAAACCUAUCAACUACGACCCCUUCAACUACGGGGAGGCUUAUGGCGGUGAUCUAGUGGACUUCCAAGCCCGGAAACGCAUCAUUGAGCUGAAGCUGCUGCUGCAAGGUUUGCAGACGACCAUGACACAGAUGAAGGACUCCAUCAAGGUCAGCCCCAGCAUUGACCUUGGCUACAAGGUCGUCCGGAUGGAUCAGCUACUCGCCACCACGGGCUUCGACAAGGCUGCAAAGUCCGCAACCUUCCUGUCCUUGGAGAGUUCAGCUGUAUGGCACGAUCUCAGACUGGAACCAGUCCUGACAGGAACCCUCCCAAGCUACGCUACAUGCUCGACAAGGGUUACGAGAUCAGCGUGAACAACGAGGUGGUGGAUGUGUACCGAGUCCCCAGACCUUGUGGUGCCGCUAAUGCUGCUCGCUCACAGGGCCGGCCUCAUGGCGUGCCGGCUGAUGGGGUGACCAAACCCUAUAACGUUCCAGACGUGAUACCCGCUGUGUCACAUGUCGAGCCCGGCUCCCGACUCCCCUCCGCCCCAGGUUUUUCCAGACCUGCCCCAAUUGGAAGAAGAUGACCACAAGGCGGAAACGGAAACGGGGCAGAACGAGGAGCAGACGACAGCGGAAGCGGAAGUAGUAGAGCCGCCGCCGGCCGGGACACAGCACGAGACAGACGCCAGUGAAAACGCUCUCGUCGUGUCGGGCACAGCUCAGGAGCUGUCUAUUCGGCCGGACCAAACAAUGGCGGUGAAGAUAUCAUCCAUACGUGACCUGACGAGGAGAGACUCGAACUCCAACGCCCCAGUACUUGGGGUCAACACAAGUUUGGCGUUAGAAGAAAUGAUGCUUGAAGUUGAAGACGACGACCUUUGUCUGGAAAGUUGUUGGGGUUGCAGGGGAAAAGGGGAAGAGGCCGGGGAGCCAGGCAGAGAAGAAGAUUGAAGAAACACUGG
This is a messenger RNA of Aplysia californica (California sea hare), 1509 nucleotides long. RefSeq lists its product as uncharacterized. The record is from RefSeq and is a predicted model, not a curated record. NCBI's taxonomy places the organism in Eukaryota, Metazoa, Mollusca, Gastropoda, Aplysiida, Aplysiidae.